AUGAACAUUUCGAACGCCAGUGAUGACACAGUUCAGAUGCCUCAAUGGUUCAUUGAUCCCAACAAAACCGAAAGCUCCUAUCCAAUUUUGCACGAAAUCGGCCGAAAAGUCCAUGCGAUUCAAGCUUCGGAAGCAGAUGUAGAAAGAUCUUUUUCAAUCAUAAAAAACUUGUACACACCAAAUCGUCAGAGCCUGGACUUAAAAAUGCUGGAAAAGUUUAUGAUUCUCAAAGAAAAAGAUCGAUUCAACACAGGCGAGACUUGA
Caenorhabditis briggsae is the source of this 264-nucleotide messenger RNA. Lineage: Eukaryota; Metazoa; Nematoda; Chromadorea; Rhabditida; Rhabditidae. Bases 1 to 264 code for a protein of 87 amino acids. Gene Ontology annotation, molecular function: protein dimerization activity. The transcript has 2 exons. The record is from RefSeq and is a predicted model, not a curated record.